UGCUGUCUAAAAACAGAGGAAAAAAAUGGCACUUUUGGUUGUCUUUUUGUUCUUCGUUUUAGUAGCUCAUGUGUCAGCCCUUGAUGCUUGCCCUAAAUGUGGCAGCAUGGAAGUUCCAUACCCUCUGAGCACUGAUCCAAACUGUGGAGACUCUAGAUACAGAGUCUACUGCAACAAUGAUGCUCUAGAGUUCUUGUCAGCUGGAGGGUUCUUCUACAAGAUCCUUAGCGUUAAUCCCACUUCUUACAAGCUUGUCAUAAGCCCUCCCCUGAUUAUAGAGAACACAUGUUCCUCUUCUGAUCUCAUUUUAGGAGGUUUAAGGCUUGAUGAGAACUUACCCUUCAACAUAUCCAAGAGAAACACUGUCAUGUUGCUAAACUGCUCUGAGAACAUCCUCCUCUCGCCGUUAAACUGCUCUGCUUACAGCUUUUGUAGGCAGUUUGAGGACGCAGAUGAGGGAAGGGGUUGCAAAGGUAAACUUUGUUGCCACUUCUUGAAAGAUGCAUCCAUGACCUCACAUCAGAUUAGGGUUAGGGUUGGGGGUUGUACUGCCUAUACUUCUGUUGUGGAUAUAAAGCCGGAUGAUCCAGUUGAUUCAUGGAACUAUGGCAUUGAGCUUCAAUGGUUGCCUCCAAAUUGAAUUUAGCUGGUCUUCAUCAAAAGCUGUUGGUUCUGCAUGUUUUGUGUGUUUUACGUUUCUAUAUAUGUUUUCAGCCAGACCCGCUAUUAGCACCUAAGGUAUUAUUUUUUUUUAUAAUCAAUAUUCUCUAGAAUU
This is a messenger RNA of Rubroshorea leprosula, 775 nucleotides long. Lineage: Eukaryota; Viridiplantae; Streptophyta; Magnoliopsida; Malvales; Dipterocarpaceae. The record is from the annotation of a GenBank genome assembly.